AUGAAAGAUAGGGUGCGAAGUGCACCUUUAAACAGGGUAUAUUUUGAAAAAACAGGCUUUGAACGUGUAAAGAAAAAUGGGAACUUAUCGGUGAAAAAGCGUUCUUUUGAUGUUCAUAAGAAGUGGGUUCAUGAUCUUUAUAAAGAAAAAAACGAGUCAAUUGCGUUAAAUGAAGGAAUACAUGAAAAAUUAGCUUUAAAUCCGUUAUUUCAACGUUUAAGUGGAAAAAAAGAUGUUGACAAGGAUGUGACGCUUGCAAAGAAUCCUUUAUUUGCACGGCUGAAUGGUUCUCAAACAGUAAUUAAAGGAUCGGCUCAAGGAAAGAGUUCAUGGACGAUUAAAGGCAUUUCUGGUGCAACUACAGUGAUUAUAUCUAAUCUUGUUGAAGGAACAUCAGCCGAGGAUGUAAAAACAUCUCUUGCAUCGUUAGGUCAUAUCCAAGCAUGUUCUGUAUAUAAAGUAAAUCAUGGAGCAUUAGUUCAAGCAGAAGUGACAUUUUCAUUGAGAUCCGAAGCAAACACUGUAGUAGAGAAAUUAAAUCAAGCGAUUGCAGAUGGCAAUGUUUUAACAGUUUAUAUUAAAGAGAAGUAA
Molecule: messenger RNA, 591 nt
Organism: Pneumocystis carinii B80
Lineage: Eukaryota; Fungi; Ascomycota; Pneumocystomycetes; Pneumocystales; Pneumocystaceae
Exons: 5
Coding region: 1-591 (196 amino acids)
Molecular function (GO): nucleic acid binding
Source: RefSeq, a predicted model, not a curated record